AUGAAGCCGCAGCAACGUGGUGGUGGUGGCGGGAAGCAGCCACCGCGGUGGAAGAAGAACAAGACGCACGGCAGUGGCGGUGGAGAUGGUCAAGAUAAGAAGGACAACGGAAAGAAGAAGCAGGGUCUGAACAACAAGAGAAGAAAGAAGCCGCACAAGGCAGCUGCUGCUGCUGGCAGUCGUGGCGGCGUUCCUCUGGAUGGCAUGUCCAACUUCGAGCGCCUCAUGCAGCAGAUGAAGGAUGAAAAGAAGACAAAGGGUACGACAAAGUCAGGCAAGGACAGCAAGAAAGCGAAAACAGCAGCCAAGACCCGAUCAAAGCCCAGCAAUACAGGUGCAGCACACCCAAAGCAGCAACUGAAGCCGACCGCGUCUGCAGCAAAGAAAACAGCUUCAGUCAAAAGCAAGAGCACCGUGCCUUCUGCACCUUCUUCCACAACGCCAACCAGUGAUCAGGCACCUGUCCAUCGUAAGGCCGGCAGCGCGUACGAAAACGCAAUCCUUGCAAGGGUGCUGGCCAAGGUGAACGACACAAAGUCUGCAAAGUGGUUUGAGGACGAGGACAAAGACGACAAGGACAGGACACCGGUGGAUAUUGAGAACGGGGAAGGCGCCAACUGGUGCGCUGCCGUUGUCGAUGCAAAGCGUCACAGCACGCAGGCACACACGGGCAGAAGCGGAGAGCUGGCACACAAGCGUGUGAAGCAAGAGCGCGGCGUCAUGGUGUCUGCGAUGACAACGACAACAACAACCACAUCCACCUCGUCAUCCUCCAACCGCACUGUGUCGGACGUCAACGGCAACAGCGUAAUCACAACAACCACCACCGCAUCAGCAUCAACAACGAUGACGACCAGCGCAAUGGUUGGCCUCACUGGCGGCGCCAAGCCCUCAAAGCUGCUGGCGAUUGACUGCGAGAUGGUUGGUGUUGGCAAGAAGGGUCUGCGGAGUGUUCUGGCGCGCUGCAGCAUCGUCAACAGUCGCGGUGACGUCGUCGUCGACACAUUCGUGAAACCAACGGAGAAAGUGGUCGACUACAGAACACACGUGAGCGGCGUUCGCCCGCGUCAUCUCACAGACGCGCCGGCGUUUGAGGAUGUGCGGGAACACGUGAGCGAGCUCGUCAAGGGCAAAAUCCUCGUUGGUCACGCCAUCAAGAAUGAUUUGAAGGUGCUCAAGCUGUCGCACCCACGUCAUCUCCUCAGAGAUACCUCCAUCUACAAACCCUUCAAAGCACACGCCGGUGGAAAGCGCCCAGCACUGCGACGACUCGCCCAGUCCAUCCUCGGCAUCACGCUGCAGGACGGCGAACACGACUCUGUGGAGGAUGCGCGCGCUGCCCUGCGGCUGUACAUGCACGUGAAGAGCGAGUGGGAGUCACGCGAGUCGUUCAAGUCCCGCGACCCGAUUGCCCCGGCUCUCCCCGUUGGCGUCGACGCAGACCGUAGCAACAGUGCAACAGCAACAGCAGCACCAGCACACGCUGCCAUUGGUGGCGGUGGCGGUGGUGGCGAUGAUGAUGAGGGACAGUCGGUGCUGAUGUCUGCGAUGGAGGAGCUGUAUCCGAACAUUGAGACGGCUGGCGUUGGUGCAAGACCAAACAGCACCAACAAUGGUUACAGUAGUGGUUACAACAGGGCGGCGAUGUCGGCCUCAGCAGCUGCAGCCGCUGCAGACAAGUUGUUGAUGGGUGCAGGGAAGCCCAAGGCGCCUGAGAAGAAGAGAUAUCGCAACAAGCAUCAGCAAUGGCGCUACAUGCAGAAGCGCAAGAAACGCGGCCUGGCCUGA
Molecule: messenger RNA, 1788 nt
Organism: Salpingoeca rosetta
Lineage: Eukaryota; Choanoflagellata; Craspedida; Salpingoecidae
Product: RNA exonuclease 4
Exons: 8
Coding region: 1-1788 (595 amino acids)
Biological process (GO): rRNA processing
Cellular component (GO): nucleus
Molecular function (GO): nucleic acid binding; 3'-5' exonuclease activity
Source: RefSeq, a predicted model, not a curated record